AUGGCAGAGGUUGAAAACUCACAUCUGAUAGAUCCAUAUCUACCAAUUGGUGUUAUAUAUAGUUCGUCGAGUCAUCCAUCGAGUACUGUUGUUGAUAGUCGUAGUUUUGCACAAUAUCCAUUUCCUGCAUUGAUACAUCAUCACCAGGUUGAUUACAGUAGUGGCGGAAGUAGCAGCAGUAGUAGUAGUAGUAGUAGUCAAAUUCAGUCAAAAUCAAUUUUAAAUAGCAAUAUACUACACCACAAUCAUCAACAUCAACAACAACAAAACAACAAUCCUAUUCAACAACAACAACAACAACAACAACAAAACAAUAAUAUCGGUCAAAAGAAAAGAAAGACAUCAAGAAAUACUUUUGUAAAGGAAUCUCCUAUUGUCGAUGAAUCUUUGGUUUAUAAACAGUUUCAAAAUCAAUACUUUAAUGACAUAAAAUUACAACAACAACAACAACAACAACAAUUCAAUCCACAAUUAAUUAAAUUAAAAGAAGAAGAUAAACAUAAUCUUCAUCAAUUAUUAUUUUUACAGCAACAACAACAACAGCAACAACUUCAAAAGCAGAGAUGGAUGGAUGAUAAACAUCAACAUCACUCUUCUUCUUCAUCACCACAUGUAUUUUUCAAUACAUUUGAUGAAGUAAAGCCAAAUAAUAAUAAUAAUAAUUAUAUUUUAGAUAAAGAUGAGAAUUUAAUUAUUCAACAACAACAACAACAACAUCAAGUGAAGAAGCAACAACAACAAUCACAACCAACUAUAGCUACAAAUUUUACAUUUAUUUCACCAAAUUUAAAUAAUACCAAUACUAGUAAUAAUAAAAAGAAAUCGAUAUCUACAUCAAAUGUUCAAUCAUCACAACAGUCACCAUCAAACUAUAGUUUGAUGACAUCAACAUUCCCAUAUAUACAAUCAAUCACCAAUAAUAGUACAUUGAAACAAACAAGCCAACCGAUUAAUACAACAACACAAAUUCCACAACACCAACACCAACAACAACAACAGAUUCAUAAACCAAUUCCAAACAAACCAUCAUUGAACAACAACAAGAAAAAUAGCACAUCUCUUCAUACACCGAUCGUGACAGCAACAGGAUCAUCACUAGGAGGCCCAGCACCACGACCCUACUCAUUUAUUACCAUCUCGGACAAGCUCAAUGCCUUCAAACCAAUCACCAAAGAGUUCCCACCAACAGCAUACACCAACUCUAGUUUCCCUGUACUCCACUUUGCAACUCCAUCGUCACCAACCUUUACUUCCAAUCGAACACACUACUCAUUAUCUCCAUUUAUACCAAUCGAAAAAGAUACUGUUUUUCCCUGUACAACAACUACUACCACUACCGCAAAUGCAACACCAACUACCAAUGUUCAAUCUAUAACAACACCAAUCAAUAAUAUUCAUAAUGUAAUUUAUAAUCAACCACCAAAUAAUAAUAAUAAUAAUAAUAAUAACAAUACAUUAAAUAUAUCAAAACAACAAUUCGAACAACAAAUCAUUAAGAAUAAUACACAUCAUAAUCAUCAACAACAACAAAGCAAUAAUAAUAAUAUAUCAAAUAACCAGAAUAACAUUUUACCGAAAAAGAAAAAGAAGUCACAAGGAUACUGCGAGUGUUGUAAUGCUGAAUUUGAGAAUCUAAAGACUCAUCUUGAGAGUAAAGAGCAUCGUAGUUUUGCAGAGAAAGAUAAGAACUAUUCAAAGAUUGACAGUAUCAUCAUGAAUAUCUCUUUCUUUGUCUAUAAUAAUUAA
Heterostelium album PN500 is the source of this 1746-nucleotide messenger RNA. RefSeq lists its product as uncharacterized. NCBI's taxonomy places the organism in Eukaryota, Evosea, Eumycetozoa, Acytosteliales, Acytosteliaceae. The record is from RefSeq and is a predicted model, not a curated record. Gene Ontology annotation, molecular function: zinc ion binding; nucleic acid binding. The coding region runs from base 1 to 1746 and encodes 581 amino acids. The transcript is spliced from 3 exons.